Molecule: messenger RNA, 419 nt
Organism: Lynx canadensis (Canada lynx)
Lineage: Eukaryota; Metazoa; Chordata; Mammalia; Carnivora; Felidae
Gene: WFDC10A
Product: WAP four-disulfide core domain 10A
Exons: 2
Coding region: 177-419 (80 amino acids)
Cellular component (GO): extracellular region
Molecular function (GO): peptidase inhibitor activity
Source: RefSeq, a predicted model, not a curated record
AUCAUGUAAGAGGAGGAGUCAUCUGAAGAGUCUAAGUCCCAGAGAACAGGCCAUGGUAAGGGCUGGCAAAGAGGAGGAGGGUAAAGCCUCCUUGUCUGGCCAGUGGAAGCAGGGAGGAGCCCAGGACAAGCACCCAGAGACUCCCAAACUGAGAGCUGUCCACUCCGGCCAGAGUCAUGCCAACCCAGGCUCUCCUGCCCAUCCUGCUCCUCUCUGUGUUGCUGCCGCUGCUACAGGUCCAGGGAGGGCACCGUACACUGAACAGGAUGCAGAAAAUAGAGCAGUUCAAUGAAGUCAAGGUUUGUGAAAAGCACACCAACAUAUAUAUGUGCAGACGUCCAUGUGAAUAUCACCAAGAUUGUCAAGCAAAUAACAUAUGCUGUUCAACCUUCUGUGGGAAUAUCUGCAUGACACUCUAG